Nicotiana attenuata is the source of this 1005-nucleotide messenger RNA. Its product is annotated as leucine-rich repeat extensin-like protein 3. The coding region runs from base 181 to 720 and encodes 179 amino acids. The record is from RefSeq and is a predicted model, not a curated record. The transcript is spliced from 2 exons. Lineage: Eukaryota; Viridiplantae; Streptophyta; Magnoliopsida; Solanales; Solanaceae.
UGCACACCCACAGCUUUUAAGCUAUGGAUUUGUUCUGCCCACCCCUUCACCUCUUCAUUUUUAGUGCCAUAGCCUACUCUUCUCUUUGCUCUUCUCAUUCUACUUUCUCUGUAUAUCCCAAACUCUUUCUCCCUUCUCUCUUAUUUGAACAAAAAAUCCCAAGUUCAUAACUUUCUGAAAAUGGGGAGUAUUUCCCCACAUACUCAAUUCAUUUUCUGCAUUCUUACUCUCCUUUUCCUUUCACUCACCAAAAAUUCUCAAGCCAUGUCAACAAUCACAGCAAUGGCCAAAGACCAAAUUUCUUGCACAAUGUGCUCUUCUUGUGACAACCCUUGUCAGCCAAUUUUAUCCCCACCACCCCCUCCCCCUCAAAUCUUUCCACCCCCACCCCCACCCACACCCACACCCACACCAUCUCUUCCUCCACCCUCAUCAUCUGGCUAUAUUUGCCCACCGCCGCCACCAGCUUAUGUGUCACCGCCAGGCAAUGGCGGCGACAAUGGUGGCAGCGGUGAAAGUGGUGGUGGAAAUUAUUCUCCAUCGACCAAUAAUCCUGGAUAUCCCACUCCACCACCUCCAAAUCCAAUUGUACCAUAUUUUCCUUUCUAUUUUCACAGUCCUCCACCACCUAACUCCAAAUCCAUUCAGUUUGUACAAUGUGCAGAUAGCAAGAAGAAAGGGCUAAAAGAUAAAGAAGAGGAGCAAGAAGUAGUGGAGUAAUAAUUUGGGGUGCCAACUAUUUCCAUAAAGAAAGGAUCUUGAUUGAUGACAUGACAUUUUUCUGAAAAAAAGCAGUAAUCUUUACUAUUUUCUUUUCCAAAUGUUGGUGAUAGAAUAAAGUGGCUUUGAGAAUUAUUAUGGAAUUCCUGAGCCACAUUCUUUAGUUGUAUACUUGUAAUCUAGAAUGAACUUAAGGAUGGAAAAACCUUCAAUAUAUAUGUUGUAUUUUGCACCAUCAUUUCUUCAAAAUAUACAUCAAGUUCUCUAAUAUUCAUGUACUUAUGA